UUCCGGUCGGCGCCGAGGCCGGCUGCUGGGCCGGGCGGGCCCCGGUCGCCCGGCGCGGGAAGACUGGCGCGCGGCGGGGCCCGGCGCGGGAGACGUCGUUCCCGGGCCCCUUGCGGCGGGCGCGCUCGCCCCGUCCUCCAGCCGGGGAUUGCGGGUUCCCUGGGCUCCCGGGCGCCGCGGGGAGGAGGGCGAGGACCAGCUCCGUGCGGAUCGAGGUUCCCACUGAAGCUAGACUCCAGCCUCCUUGCCUGGUGCGGCGAUCCUCUGCCCUCGGUCCUCUGCCCUCCGUCCACCUGCCCUCUCCAGCAGGGGUCCCCUCUUACUUCUACAUGCUCCCCCCAGCCCAGAUGAGCUGCCUUUACCUGCGAUUCAGGCUCCCACCUGAUGCUCAGAACAGCCUCCCAGAAGCUACCUCCAGUAGAGCCUUUGGGGCCACAUAGGCCUGAAUCCCAAUCAAGUCCCGACACUGAGGCGGGAAGCGCUGGGUAUGGUCGAGGAGUCUGAAGAAAGCUGGACAUGAGGACGGGAGUGAGGAGAGGGCCGAGGGAUGGGCCCGGUCAGGCGCGUAUAGGGCUUCACAGGGGUCGGUGGAGUCUCUCUCUGGUGCAGACGUUGCGUUCCAGAGCCUUCGGUACGAGCUCAGACAGAUGAAAAGCUGUGUGUAAAGAACGAGCUUUCUGCAGAAGUGGAGAAUCCGGCCCGGCCUUCCCCAGUAGCCCUUCCCGGCUUCCCGUGGCCCCUCCUCCUGGGAACAAAGGACAUGGAAAAGCCCAUGGGUGGAAGGACGGCCCAGACCCCAGAGGAAGAAGUGCAUUCACUGAAGGACACACCCAAAGGAGAGGAAGCGUCGUCUGGGGAGGAAAGGCCAAGCAAGAGGUCCACGUUGGCAAAAAAGCACGGCAAGGAACCCGGCCCGAGUCCUGAGGAUGAGGAACAUUUAUUUGAUGCCUUCGAUGCUUCGUUUAAAGAUGACUUCGAGGGGGUUCCCGUGUUCAUCCCUUUUCAGAGAAAGAAGCCCUAUGGGUGCAGCGAGUGUGGACGCAUCUUUAAGCAUAAGACAGACCACCUCCGCCACCAGCGGGUUCACACUGGAGAGAAGCCCUUCAAAUGUGAUCGGUGUGGGAAGCUGUUCAGGCACAGCUCUGACGUCACCAAGCACCAGAGAAUCCACACCGGAGAGAAGCCCUUUAAAUGCAGUGAAUGUGGGAAGGCCUUUAACUGCAGUUCGAAUCUCCUAAAACAUCAGAAAACGCACACUGGGGAGAAGCCGUACGAAUGCAAGGAAUGUGGGAAAGCCUUCGCCUACAGCUCAUGUCUCAUUCGCCAUCGGAAACGCCACCCGCGGAAGAAGCACUGAGCGUGGGGAAGCCGUCUGCCGAGAGUCGGCGUUCACGCCCGCGAGAACCAUCCAGGGCGGGCCUGUCCCGCCGUCCCCCAUCCCACGUCUGAUGGAGGCCGGGCGCCCGCGGGCCGUGCGCUCAGUGCACCUGUGCUUGUGGGUCCCCACCACCAGCGGGACGGUCAGCCCAGCCGGUACACGCGUGCUGGAGCGGGGUACAGGCCAUCUCCAGGUCGAGACACCGUGAUAACAUGGGAGACGCGUGCAGCUGCGGCACCAGAGACGGUGAGUGUGAUUGUGUCACGGCCGUCUGGGCGGGAGGGACAGCUGGAGCUUGCGAGCGGCCCGGCACCUCCCCCUGCGGCCUCCCUGCGGCACCCGCUCUGGUCUCUGCCUUUUCACCUGCUCCUUCGAAGACUUCAGGCUGCAGACUGCUGACCUGCUGGGUCCCGAGCCCAUCCCCGCACAGCCUGGCAGGAGGCCUGCGGUCAGGUCCCCACGGCGCUGCACCAGACACCUGCUGUCCCCGCUCGGCUGGCCGUGGUGACAGUCCUGUGGUUUGUGUCUGGCUUCCCUCCUUGGGCUGGAGCACCAGUCCUGGGACUCAGCUUCCCCUUCCCCCACUGCAUCCCCAGGAACUGGACCCCCUGGCCCAGCCCCCAACCCCGGGUGAGCAGCCCGACUCACCCAGAUGGACCACUCAGGACCUAGAUGCUGCCACCAUGGGAGAUUCCUGCCCUGGACGCGUGGUGGGGGCCCCAAGGAUGUGAGGGCAGCUUCGAGCCAGCCUGCAUCUGCCGUGGGGGUCUUCAGACAUGAGGCAGUGUGUGUGCCCUGCCCUCCGGGGAUCAGCUCUCCAGGGUCAGCAGGACAGAUCCCCAGAAGGGGAAUCGACAGGUGGAGACCAUUCUGGCAAAUCCCCUCCUCCUGGCCGUGCCGGAUAGGCGCCCCCACAGCCCAAGGACGGCAGGCUUGCCCCGGCCUCUCCAGCAGCAGGCAGAACUUUUGUGUGGGUGCCCAGAAAGCCACGUGCAGCGACGUUUAGCACGCGGACUGUCAGAAAAGUUGGAAAUAACUCAAAUGUGCAUCGACAGUGGACAGACCCUCACCACCACCUGCGCAUCUCAGAACGCUGAGCGAAGUCAGUCGGUCACAGGAGGUCAUUAUUAUAAAGCGCAGAACUGAACAGCAAGUUGUUUGGAAAUAUCAAUGCAGUAAAACGAGACAGAGACGAAAGAACGGCUCCUCGGGCAGGCGAGGCCACGUGGGCUCGGGUUUUUGGGUGGCGGCUAGUCCCUGAGCCGUGUGGAUGUUGUGAGAGCAGAUCACCCCCAGUCAAGAAGGUCCUGAUGCAAUACGCCUAAACAUGAACCUCAGGCCUGACAGAAUUCCGGUCAUUCCCGAGCUCCGAGGACGGAUGGAGAUCUGUACGGAAGAGGAGAGGAAACCCCCGGGGAGGAGCAGUUAGAGGGCCCUGCCCUGCAUGGAGGGCUCUGCGACAGCAGGGGCGCCAUGGAGGCCUUCGAAUGGAACAGACACGGGGAUGGCUGCGGAUGUCCCGGGGACGCAACACCGAUCGUCCUUACCACUGGCAUCCCGUGAGUUGGGCCGGCAACUGUCCCUCCCAGCCUCGUCUGGCCUCAAUCUGAGGGAAGAUGGGAGCCAGCACCGUGGGAGAGUGAGCAGUGAGGGCCAUGUGUGUGUGGGGGGGUCUGCUCCCUCUCCCCACAGAUCGGGGGGCUGACCCGUGGCUCCGGACUCUGGUCUCUGCCAGGUCCCCUGCCUUCCUGGGGAGCCUGUAGGCACCGGGAUGUCACCUGGGCUUGAUUUCUAGUGACCUCUUGCGUCCAUCCCUAGUCUGGACACCAAAGUGUCAUUCCUUCCCCUGCAAGUGAGCUAGGCCCCCAGACACGCCACAGAGCGAGGCAGGACUGGAGGUGGUCCUGUGCUCGUGGCAGAAGCCUGUGGCACAGGGACACUUGGGACGUGCUCUGGACCAAGGGUAGGGUUCUCAGCAGGGUGGAGGGGUCGUCCAGGGAAGGGAAGGGAAACAGUAUUGGGACCAGAAAGGGCCAGUUCAGGGCGGGAGUGGCCAGGACAGUGGUGGCCAGGCUCCAGGUCUGUGGCCUGAGGACAUGGCUUUGCUCUGGGGCGGCCCAGGCCUUCGGGGACCUCUGUGCAGGGAGCUUAGAGUUCGUGGUCUCCUGGUGUCGUCCUCACAGACUCCAGUCGCCUGUUCCACAGACCACGAGCUGGUGGUCCCCCCACCCCCACCCCCGGGCCCCGGGACCAGAGUCCUGCCAGGGUGCAGAGCUCGGGGGCAGCCUGGCGCUGCUGCCCGGGGACUCUGCGGGUGUCCGAGGCCUGCAGGGGGAGUACCUGGGGGGCUUCAGCCCCAGUGCACACGUGGAUCCGGCGCUGGGGGCCCCACACGCCCCCUGUCCCAGCCCAUGUGCCCCAGGUCACUGCAGCCUUCCCCGCAUGGCCUUCCGGUAUGAACAUGUGUUUGUUUCCUGGUGAGCUUGAGCGCUGGGUGUACCGGGGUUCUCCUUACACCGCUGCUGAGGUGCGUGGCCCUGUCCACACGUGGCCAGGCGAGGUGGCCGCUGGACUGUCCGCACACAGGCUCGCACAGCUGGUGCUGGUGGGCCCGUGAAAUGUAAAUUUCCAACUAGUCAUGUCUGUUGAACUUUCCUUCAGUCCUCAGUGAGUGUGUUCGACGUCUGGAGACCUGUUCUGUCUUGUUUUUAUCCUGGUUCCUAUGGUCUACACUUCACGCGCUCUCUUAAUCCAGAAGGGUGUUGCCUGGGUUCUGCACUCCUUGCCGGCUGCUUCCCAUUCAUCCCAGAACGCUUCUGUGUCCUAUUUCCUGUGGAUACUCUGUUUCCCUGUAAUAAACCUCAGUUCUGACCCAUUCA
Messenger RNA from Panthera uncia (snow leopard), 4257 nucleotides. It is a transcript of the gene ZFP41, whose product is annotated as ZFP41 zinc finger protein. Lineage: Eukaryota; Metazoa; Chordata; Mammalia; Carnivora; Felidae. The coding region runs from base 761 to 1357 and encodes 198 amino acids. The record is from RefSeq and is a predicted model, not a curated record. Gene Ontology annotation, molecular function: DNA-binding transcription factor activity, RNA polymerase II-specific; RNA polymerase II cis-regulatory region sequence-specific DNA binding. The transcript is spliced from 8 exons. Gene Ontology annotation, biological process: regulation of transcription by RNA polymerase II.